AUGAAAAUCACCAGACAUAAAGCGGCGCGUAGGACGCUGGCGUUCUACAAGUCUCGGUUUGGACUACACGAACCGUAUCAAGUGCUCGUAGAUGCAACAUUCUGUCAAGCCUCAUUGGAAUGUAAAAUAUACAUCAAGGAUCAACUGACCACAUACUUUGGGGGAUCAGUUAGCUUGUUCACAUCGCCCUGUAUAGUUGAAGAGGUGCGUAAGCUGGGAUCAGAGUUUAGCGGCGCUCACCUUAUCAACAAAAAGUUCGAAUGGCGACGGUGCAGGCACGCCAUCGGAACAAAGAACGCCAGAGAGUGUGUGCAGGAUCUAAUUGGACAGGAAAAUAAAUUCAGACUUAUUGUAGCCACACAGGACACUACACUGAAGGAAGCUCUGAGAGAAGUACCAGGAGUGCCUAUUGUGUACAUCAACUACAACGCACCCAUUCUCGAGCAGCCGUCACCCGCAUCCAAAGGAUUGGCAUUGGCUGUGACGGAGAAAAAAUCCCAAAUGAGAGAUGCGGAGGUGGGCUUUCUGAAUUCAAUCAUCCCCGAAGCGGAGAAGAAAGAGGAACCUGAACUUAAACCGAGAAAGAAAAAGAAGGCCAAUUCGCUGUCAUCAAUGAAGCCGAAGGCCGAGCGGUUGGCGGAGGAGAAGGAACGCAAACGGCUGAAAAACCAAAAGAAAACCCUGAAGAAGAAGGCACGCCUGCUAGCACAGCAGCAACCACCCGCAGCACAGACUGAAGGGACAGAGACAAAGGCAGAGCCAACGGAAGCCAAGCAGCACACACCACCCGACCACGUGGCCACACCACCAGCCGAGCAUGCACAGCACACGCAGCACACGGGUGAAAGCGCAGCGACUGAGACUACCACCGAGGAAGCACCUGUGCGCAAUGGGGUGGGCAGCACGGCAGAAGGUGGGGUAACGAGCGCAGGAGAAGCACGCGAGGAAGCACUGGGGAAGGCACCCUGUGGCGCAGACGCAGCAGCAGACAGUGACAUGGGCGAUGGGGGGAAGACGGAGACGUCAGCGACACACCACAGACAGAGCCAACCCAGGGCUGGCACUGGUGAGGAGACCAUGUGCGAUGGGGCGAAUAAGACACUCUCUGCCGAGACAGAUGGGGCAAUAUGCGCUAACACGGAACAAAGCGUCUCGGCUCCAGUACCCACUGCCAAGGGAAAGAAGCGCAGGGCCUCCAAGCGAAGGGGCGGCAAGAACAAGAAGGCCAAGGUAGACCCUGCAGCCGCUGCAAGCUCAUGACACUGUGGUCGUGCGAUGGCUCUCUCGGAGACCAACAAGUGGGUUGGUUGGCUUUUGUAAAGCGUGUACCGGAGUUCACCUUGGUUUACCGACAGACGUUUCAACGCCUAUUGUUUGCCCACAACCGGUAUGAAUAAACGCAUGUAUGUUGCCGCUGCCGCUGGCUGAGGUAUCUGUGCAUAGUAAAUCUGUGUAUUAUCACAACUGCCCACUUCAGUCUAAGAAACAAAUGUUAACACCUGAAGGUUGUGGAAGCUCGGCCGAAUUCCGUGU
Molecule: messenger RNA, 1533 nt
Organism: Sphaeroforma arctica JP610
Lineage: Eukaryota; Ichthyosporea; Ichthyophonida
Exons: 3
Coding region: 1-1260 (419 amino acids)
Cellular component (GO): small-subunit processome; nucleolus
Molecular function (GO): small ribosomal subunit rRNA binding
Source: RefSeq, a predicted model, not a curated record